This is a messenger RNA of Orbicella faveolata, 6204 nucleotides long. RefSeq lists its product as uncharacterized. NCBI's taxonomy places the organism in Eukaryota, Metazoa, Cnidaria, Anthozoa, Scleractinia, Merulinidae. Gene Ontology annotation, molecular function: calcium ion binding. The record is from RefSeq and is a predicted model, not a curated record.
GGGAGGGCUUAUAGGCGACAGUUUACGGGGUUUAUUAACAAUAGGUUUAGAGACAGACAAAAAUUACUUUACGAGAUUAUCUGAAUACUAACUAGUAGCUCUGAUUUUCAAAGAAUUCCAGCAAGUUUUGACAUUUUCUUUUGCAUUUAUUUGAUGUUUCAGGUUUUUCGCACAAGAAUGAGCCGAAUACACCUGGCUACCCAGCAUUCCAUUCGAAUGGGUGCCGUGAGUGGUGUUAAUCAGUACUUUAGAGGUCGGGUCACGUGCCUGCAAAUAUAUGGAAUGAUGUUGACCUCCAAUCAGAUAGCGACCAUAAAGAAGAAGUGUGCUGCUAGGGACCAGAAAGAUCCUUGUCUUUCCAGCCCAUGUAAAAAUGGCGGAAGCUGUAUCUUCGAUUCAAAAGAUAAAACUGGUUAUCGUUGUCGCUGUAAACCUGGUUAUCGUGGGCAUAGAUGUGAAGGUAAUAAAUCAAUCAAUGUUUUUCGUACAACAAUGAGCCGAAUACACCUGGCUACCCAGCAUUCCAUUCGAAUGGGUGCCGUGAGUGGUGUUAAUCAGUAUUUUAGAGGUCGGGUCACGUGCCUGCAAAUAUAUGGAAUGAUGUUGACCUCCAAUCAGAUAGCGACCAUAAAGAAGAAGUGUGCUGCUAGGGACCAGAAAGAUCCUUGUCUUUCCAGCCCAUGUAAAAAUGGCGGAAGCUGUAUCUUCGAUUCAAAAGAUAAAACUGGUUAUCGUUGUCGCUGUAAACCUGGUUAUCGUGGGCAUAGAUGUGAAGGAAUACCUACAACAAGACCAACAGGAAUACCUACAACAAGACCAACGGGAAGACCUACCACUAGAUUAACAGGUUCACCUGCCCGAAAGAUUUCAACUACAACUGCAGGAAAGUCCACCACUCCAUCUGGCACAGGACGAGUUACCACACCAGGCGUUAUUACGAAUAUAGACGGAUUCAGAAUAGAAGUUGUGGAGUACAUCAACCGAUUCCGACGACUCCACGGCGCAGGCCCGCUUAUCCUCUCGACUCGCAUUUCCAUAGCCGCUCAGAACUGGGCGCAAACGUUGCUCAGUCGUGGCACCACGUCGAUAGAUCCGAACACGAGUUACGGCACGAAUGUCUUCUCAAAGGUUGGUGCUCGAACGGGAUUGGCUCAAACGUCUGUGGUCACAUGGUACACUUCAGUGAAGCAUUAUGACUGGGCGAGACGACAGUUAAAAGUUCUCGCGUUGCCUUUCAUUCACCUUAUAUGGCUCUCAAGUAACUUUGUAGGCGUUGGAUUGACCAGGUCGCGAACUGCAAAGUUUUUUGUUGUGGUGUACUUUGACCCAAUGCCGGGAAAUAAACCACCAUCUUUACUGAAAGACAACGUUCUACCAUACACAGAUGUGUUCAUCCUGCUGCAGAGUGCCAUAGUGUCUUGCAACCCUGGCUAUACGAAUGAAGACGGCACUUGUUACAAGUAUCACUCAGACAAGCAGAAUUGGGACGGAGCAUUGUUCCAGAGCGCAAAGGAAAACGCUACCUUGAUAUCGUUUCACAAGACAUCAGAGGAAACUUUCGUACAGAAACUGGUCCCUACAGGAAAAACAGGUUUAAUUUGGACAGGCCUGAACGAUCUGAUUACUGAGGGAACUUAUACUUGGUCUGACGGCACCAGCGUCGAAUACACCAGCUGGAAAGUAAACGAACCAACUGGAUCAAAAGAGGAUUGUGUUUGCAUUGAAAUGUCCAGUUACGGCACCAUGUCCGAUGCUCCAUGUACUGAGCCUCAUACUUACAUUUCAAGGCAACCACUUGAAGGUCUCAUAACAUAUCGAGUGAAACUUCAGCUGGUUUUCUUACUGUGGACAGAUGACUAUAGCCAAACGACCACACUAUCGUAUAUGGAGCUGAAACAAAAGAUAGAAACACUGCUGUUGGAAAUUUUUAAAAUCGACACUACUUUUGUAUCGGGAUACGUCGAAGAGUUCACUAAAAGUACGAAGCCAUCCCCUCAAACAUCAACCAAACCAACAAAGCCCGGAAUAACGACACCUGGUUCCCAGACCACCACAUCGUCUGUCUCCGUUGCAACUGGCAGACCAACGACCAGACCAACACUGUUUUCACCAGGAACCACGCAGGCCACAACUCCGGCUUCAAAGCCAACUUCGAGUGGGACCUCCAAUGUGAAGCCCACAGUAACAGUGUCAACCAUUCUGAAGUUUGGUCCUGGUGUAGCUCCUGACCCAACUAAGCCACUUCAAGACCAUUUGAGGAAGAACCUUGGGCGACUUUCAGCUCCUCUAAAUCAAAAAUCGCUUAUUCAGUCUGUUAGGAUAGUGCAUCCAGGCGUCCCACCAGCCGUCUUGGGAACUUGCACCUCAAGCUGCCUCACAACCUGCGUCGUGUCUUGCAACCCAUUCUGUUGUAACUCAAAGAUAGUCGCUGCCAAUAACGUCCAAUACACCGGCAUGCGACAUGCAGUGAUAGCCCAGGCAGCCCCUAAAGGAUCGAUUCUUCCUCGUUUGUUUAAGUACCCAAUGAGCCCACAAGUUAACAUGUUUCCUGCGCAAACUGUAGCUCCACAAGCCCGGCCUGUAACUGUGCCAGUAACUCUGUCCGUGAGAUGUGUUCCAACCCUACAGAGACCUUGUCCACCUGGAACUCAAGCUGCCCAAACGAUACGGGGAUCUUAUAAAAUGCCUCAGCCGGGAAUUCCCCGGAGAAUCUUUCAGCCGCAGCCACGUCCAGUACUUGUCCAGCCACUGGUGUUGCCUGGAGCUCCUAUUCUCACGCCAAAGUAUUUGAAUCGGAUGGCUAUACAACCACCAAGACCUGUACAGCUACCGUGUAUCCCUAGUGCUUACAACAUUUGUCCGCCUCAGAUGAAUCCCCCUGUAAAGGCAACGAAAGUAACAGAUCCUCCACAGCAUAUAAUUCAUCUGCCACCUCCGCAGAUGCAACUACCAUGUAUUCCUAGCCUUUACAAUCCUUGUCCACCUCUCAUGAGUCCCCCUGUUAAAUAUAAGACGACAAAAGUAACAGACCCACCACAACAUAUAAUUCAUCUGCCACCUCCUCAGAUGCAACCACCAUGUAUUUCUGGCGCUUACAAUCCCUGUCCACCUCUCAUGAGUCCCCGUGUUAAAUAUAAGACGAGAAAGAUAACAGAUCCACCACAGCAUAUAAGUCAUCUGCCACCUCUUCAGACGCAGCCACCAUGUAUUCCUAGUGCUUACGAUCCUUGUCCACCAGCGAUAAAUCCUCCUACCCAGACUACAAAAGUAGUGGACCCACCACAACACGUAAUACAUCUGCCACCCGCACCACCCGCACCUCCACCACCUUCAUCAAAUUUCUUUCCCAUGCCAUUAUCUGUUCCUGUACUGUGCAUUCCUCGCCCUUUCUAUCCUUGCCCGCCAACGGCUGGAGCAAGAAAGCUUUCGAAACCCUCGCAUAUGAAAGGGAAGUCUCGAGCUGUCAUGCCUAAACCAAUUGUAGGUUCCUAUCCAGUUCCUUAUGGAAAACAACCAUAUUGGCAGCCUCCAGUUGCAUCAUAUACCCCGUUUGCCCCACCAGUGAUGCCUCUUUCCCUAUUGCAGCGACCAGCGCAAUACACACCAAAUAUGUAUGGCUAUCGUACUCCGUUUCAAGGGUAUCGCCCUCCUGUAUGGCCACAGGUUAUGAGAAGGCCCCUGGUGAUGUCCCCUUGGGUUCCAAUGCCUCAGCGCCAGUAUCCUCCUGUCAUGAAACCAGUUCUAGAUGACAAGCCAAAACAGAAACCACCUAGACCUAUUCCAGCCAAAGGGCCCAUUUCUCUAAAAGGCUCUAUUUUAGUGUAUCCGAAGCCAAUACCAGCUAUUCCUCCUUCUCCUCCGGCUGCGGGUCCAUGUAUUCCUACUAUAAAUAAUCCCUGUCUUCCCUCUCGUCCGUAUCCUAUGGGACAAAACACUUUCUCCAUGAUGAAACCCUGCAUCCCUUCCGUAGCGAAUCCCUGUCUUCCAAACACAGGAAACAUACCAACAAAGCCCCCAACAAAACCAGACGAGAGUGAGGCAAAACCUAUCCUGUUAACAAGGCCACUGCAGGUGCAAGGGAGUGUAUAUUUCAAUUUUCGCCCACCUCCUCAAGGAUCAGCUGCCCGUUCCUCCGCCCCAGUGCCAUGUGUUCCAACUGCGACUACGCCGUGUUCACCAUUAAUGCCACCACGUCAACCUUUUAUGCCACCAAGCUACGUUGCCUCGAAGGUCCUAAAUCCUUUCUCUAACCUAAUGACUCCCAAAGUACCUCAGCCAGCUAUUGGGGGUGUUGUUCCUGCCCUUGUCAACCCGAAUGUACCAAAGAUUCCUCCUGCAGCUCCACAUUCAAUUAUUGUUCAGCUUCCUGAAAUUUCCCUUCAGGCAGCCCCAGCGUCGUCUCUUCCACGGCCUUUCAUUCCUCCCCAGCCGUAUACACCAGUCUUUCCAAGCAAUUGCCCCGUGUCAUGUACUCACUUUCCAGGUGUUUUCUGUCCACCAUAUUGCGCAAGUUACUGUUGUAAAAACAGAGGUGGAAACCGAAAGAAUACUAAGAAGAAAACAGAAAAGAAAAAGAAGGAAGUUAAAAAAGGAGGAAAGGGGACAAAAAAGAAAACUAAAAAGCAAAAGAGCAUUUUGAAAGUGAAGAAAACUAAAAAGGGGUAAUUUUGAUUUUAUUUGUUAGUAAGUCGGUACAUAGUUAGUAGAGGUCGGUAUAAUCAUUGUUUUCCAGCGGAACUAACUGAAUCUAUUAAUGCAACAAACACACACCAGCGACAGAAGCCUCACCUGAAUUCCUACAGAGGAAAAUUCUUGACAUUCCUCUCAGUCUCACAUAUGGAGAGAGAAACAAACAGCCACCGCAACUCGGGCAUUUCUUCUCUAAGCAUGUAAAAUUAUGAUAUGUUUUGAAAAAACAGGAUUCGUUUGUAGAACGAUUUAACCAGUAUCAAAUCUAGCUCGACAUGAGUGGCUAGCUAUUAGAAUAGUUUAAUAAAUAGACAUUAAAAUUAUUCAAGGUAUCGUCCUUUUGUCGUCAUUUUUACAGCUAAUACUUACUAAGUAAGCUAAAACGUUCUCGAGGCGUAGUAUAUUCUGUUUUAUAUAGAAAUACAUUUACAUUUUUAUCGCUGAUUUAUGUUAUACAUCUUAGUGCUCUUGGUGCUGAAAUUCAUUUAAGAAAAGCAUCCGUUCAAGAAAUGCAUGGAAAAAUAAAAGACAGAGUAGUCUUCAAUUAGAGUCUUAAUGAAAGUUAGGGAACAAAAUGAAAUAAUAACUUGACGUAGAUGAAUACCUCAAUAGCACGAGAAAAGUACGGAAUAGACAGAUAUAUCUUCAGUUGUAAAGUACGUGUUAAAUUCCUGACUGAGUUAGAAAUGGUGUGAGUAAACUAAUAUAGAAUACCAUGGUGCUGUGAAAAGAUUACUGAAGGACUAUAGCGAUAAUCCAAAAAAAUCAGUUCCCUUAUUGUAGUUAAAUAUAAAUAAAUCCAUGCAAUUCAACGCUGAAUUUGUCUGUUUUGUCAUUUAAAGAUUCGUCUGUCGAGUCAAUAAAACAAAUCUCAAACUAACGUCAAUACAUUCAAUUGAUGUUAAGAAGAUUUCGCACAUAAUUUUGAACAAAUAGAACCCAUUUGAUUACAGGCGAGUGAUAAAAUUUGGUCCAAGGCCAAUAGUGCUCGGCAUCAAAUUCAUAGUGCACAAAAAUGAUCCCUUUUUAAUUGUUCAUUCCAAUUACUGAGAGAAACUGGAAUAACUGUGACCACGAUCUAAACUUUACGCAGAUAUUUCGUUUUCCAAUCCUUGGAGAUACUUGUCUGUAAGAGUUCCAAGAUACAUAGUUCCAUCUCUCAGAUAGAGCAAACCAAGUUCGAAGUGAAAGCCAGUGGAAAUAUGCUAGUUUGUUCACAGUCUAUUAUGCAAUUAACCUGAUGUGUUACGGCGUUACAACAAUCAUUCUAGGCAAUACGGCGCGGCGUGUAAUUCUGGGUUGAAAAGUAUCUCCUAUCACUCGUUCCCAUUUUUCCUGGUAUGUCUACCCAGUCCCCAUUUGGUUUGGCGUGACGUGAGGUGACAAGAGAUGUGCACUGAGCUAGCAAAUCAAACAGUAAGUAAACGGGACGUUUUGGGAUUCACAAGCAAUUAAAUGGUGUUUUUUAAUUCAUAUACCAGUGACCACAUACAGUGUACGUAAUCCUAGUCUAUA